GGGCCCGCGCGCCCACCGGAAGGAGCGGGCGCGGCGGCGGGCGGGCGGCGCUGAUUGGCCGGGGGGUCCUGACGCCACCGCCGCUAUAAGAGGCGAGCGCGCAACCAGCUGCGCCAGACGUUCUUCGCCGAGAGUCGCCGCGGUUUCCUGCUUCAACAGUGCUUGGACGGAACCCGGCGCUCGACCCCCACCCCGGCCAGCCGCUCAGAGCCAGCCCUCCGCCACCUCCUCACCGCUCUUUCAGACCGCCCCAAGGCCUCCGCCACCGCCUCUCCUCAGCCGCCGCCAUGACGACCGCGUCCACCUCGCAGGUGCGCCAGAACUACCACCAGGAUUCGGAGGCCGCCAUCAACCGCCAGAUCAACCUGGAGCUCUACGCCUCCUACGUCUAUCUGUCCAUGUCUUAUUACUUUGACCGCGAUGAUGUGGCUUUGAAGAAUUUUGCCAAAUACUUUCUUCACCAAUCUCAUGAGGAGAGGGAACAUGCUGAGAAAUUGAUGAAGCUGCAGAACCAACGAGGUGGCCGAAUCUUCCUUCAGGACAUCCAGAAACCAGACCAUGAUGAUUGGGAGAACGGGCUGUAUGCAAUGGAGUGUGCAUUACACUUGGAAAAAAGUGUGAAUCAGUCACUACUGGAACUGCACAAACUGGCCACUGACAAAAAUGACCCCCAUUUGUGUGACUUCCUUGAGACACAUUACCUGAAUGAGCAGGUGAAAUCCAUCAAAGAAUUGGGUGACCACGUAACCAACCUGCGCAAGAUGGGAGCCCCUGAAUCUGGCAUGGCAGAGUAUCUCUUUGACAAGCACACCCUGGGAGACAGUGAUAACAGCUAAGCCUUAGGCUAACUUCCCCAUAGCCAUGGGGUGACUUCCAUGGUCACCCAGGCAGUACAUGCAUGUCGGGGUUUCCUUUACCUUUUCUGUAAGUUGUACCAAACAUCCACUUAAGUUCUUUCAUUUGUACCAUUCCUUCAAAUAAAGAAAUUUGGUACCCA
Messenger RNA from Microcebus murinus (gray mouse lemur), 997 nucleotides. It is a transcript of the gene FTH1, whose product is annotated as ferritin heavy chain 1. Gene Ontology annotation, molecular function: ferrous iron binding; ferric iron binding. NCBI's taxonomy places the organism in Eukaryota, Metazoa, Chordata, Mammalia, Primates, Cheirogaleidae. Gene Ontology annotation, biological process: iron ion transport; intracellular iron ion homeostasis. Gene Ontology annotation, cellular component: cytoplasm. The record is from RefSeq and is a predicted model, not a curated record.